GGCUCCAGCUGAGCUCGGCUCAGCCAAGUUCAUUACGCCCCCGUGGACGGCGUCGACAGACCCCGUCCGCGACCGCGACCGAAUCGGCGCGGGACCAUGUUGCGCUUGGCCGUGAAACGAGAUCGUCAAAGAGAAAGUGCUUUGGCCAAGGCACCACUGAACAGAAGCCUUGCAAAAGCCACACCAAAGCAUUUGAACGCCUACAUCAUUUGCGAAUCGAAUCGGGCCAAAGGCUUUCCCAUCAGACAUGUGAGUGAAGGUUUCGAGAAGUUGUUCGGAUACUCCGCAGAGGAAUGUCUCGGAAGCAGUUGCACCUCAUUGGUGACCGGUUUGGAUGGAAACCUGAACAAGGCGACAUCCACUCUGGGGUUCCAAGGUAGCACUGAGCAUAUGACCAUGAUAGCAGAACAAGCUAUGCACAGCGCAGCUGGGGGCUCAUCGAUCCUCAUAGUAGCUGCGAAGAAAUCGGGAGAGUUGUUCGCUUGCGAAUGGUCGAUGUGCACAAACCAACACCCAACGCUGGGUUGGUCGUACCACGCUGGCAUGCUUAGAGAUGUUUCCAAUGAGAUCUCGUUCUUCGAUCUCUUGAAGUCUGCGGAGGAUGAUCUUAGAUACUCACGACUUUGCUCCGACUGGGCCCAACGGGUGCGCUCGCUCGUCUCACACUCGCUGCGGUCCAUUUCUGCAGAUCUCGACCAAGCGGCCGAGAUGAUGUGGAAGGGUGAACUUCGCAAGGAGAUCCAGCCCAAGUCUGGUGGGAAGUCUUUAGAGGUCGACGCAUGUUCCAUUUGGAGUCGAAGCACCGCAUCCACCUUGACGAGCAGAAGCUCACGUUCCACGUUGCAAGAACGACCUGUUGGCACCUUCCAUUUUGCGGCUUUAGUCCAAGAUGCGCAGGGUGUGGAGCACGCUGAUGGUGCCAGCCAUGCGGAUGCUUCGGCCAACAAGCGCCUCUGCCGGCGUGACAAGCACAGCGAAGAUACAGGAAUGGAGUCCACGGGCGACGGAUCCGACGCGCUUUUCAAUGCGCCGGAUCCGGGCCAACACGUGAAUCGCGCGGUGCUCAGGAACAUGAAGAUUCCCUUUGUUGUGGCAACACCAACGGUGCAGGGCUUUCCCAUAGCUCUACGUUCCUCUGGCUUUGAGGACUUGCAGGGACCUUCCAUUCAAGUGAAGAAGGGCUCCGACGCGCGGCAAGUCCUGAAGCCCUCCAGUCCCAAGGAUUUGCCUCGUUGGAACGCCUUCUUCGACUCGGUCAUGCAGGGCCAGUUCUUCCCCAACGAGGCCGAGUUUCAGGGUGAGGGUUUGCCACCGGCUCCGCACAACGAGUGGCCUCUGGCCAACGGCGAGCUCGCCUUCAUACAGACCUACCAUGGGAAGUUCGGGAACCCCAUGCAAUGCCUGGUAUAUCUCAAGCAUUUGGAGUUGGACGACGUCCCUUAUCUCCUGGCUCUCCAUGCAUAUGUACCCAGUGAUGCCGAGCAGGAUAGUAGCGUUGAUGGACUCUUCUACAGGGUCUCAGCCCGAGUAGAUGAGGUGAUCUACCAAAUGGCAUCGGAAUUCAUGUACUUCGCGCCGAUCAGGAGACAGGGGAAGUACCAUUCGAUGUGAGAGUCAUUUUUCGACCCGCGAAGAAGCUUAGCCUGGUCAAGCAUAGUUCAAAUAGCCUAGGCUUCACCAGGGCGGGCGUUGUUUCGGUGGGAUGCCGCUCGAGGGAAAAUGGCGGAAGCUGGUGAGUGAGUUCUCAAUGCGUUCGUUGCUUUUCGGU
Molecule: messenger RNA, 1768 nt
Organism: Durusdinium trenchii
Lineage: Eukaryota; Dinophyceae; Suessiales; Symbiodiniaceae
Source: the annotation of a GenBank genome assembly